AUGGCGUCUUCAUUAUCCUCCUCAGUUACCUCGUUACAGUCAUCUCUGCAGAUUCUGGACAACUCUAUAUCCAUCCUCGAUUCGGGUGUGAGCGAUUACCCCCGUCUAUGUAAAGUCCUCCAGACGACGCGACACUUUGAGCUCCUACCUGAGCCUACGUUGCGUGAAGCGCAGCAGUCUCUCCUUGACGAAAUCACUCCCAGCAUCGCCCACCUCCUCACACUAUCAUCAAACCACGUUGAAAAGCUCGCCCGCCGCGAACAAGGCUUAAAGGCGAAAUGCGAACUGCAAGAAGGACGACUCUCGUCUAACCCGGAGAGCCGGUCAUCAGCCACUCGCAGCCAACCUCAAAGCAGCUCACUGCGGGGUCGCAUGGCGGGGCCCAGCGCUGGCUCGUCGAGUAAUGCAGCAGCAGCCAAGGCAGCGGAGCUGAGAAGACUCGUGCAGAAGAAAGAACGGCUCAAGUUCGCAGUCGAUCGAUUGGAAUUGCAAAGUACACAGAAGCAAAGACAACUGCGAAAGAGUAUGGCUGCGCAGUGA
Messenger RNA from Penicillium coprophilum, 540 nucleotides. RefSeq names its product DASH complex subunit SPC19. The record is from RefSeq and is a predicted model, not a curated record. The coding region runs from base 1 to 540 and encodes 179 amino acids. The transcript is spliced from 2 exons. Gene Ontology annotation, biological process: attachment of spindle microtubules to kinetochore. Gene Ontology annotation, cellular component: spindle microtubule; DASH complex. NCBI's taxonomy places the organism in Eukaryota, Fungi, Ascomycota, Eurotiomycetes, Eurotiales, Aspergillaceae.